GGGGGUAAAAAGCCAAAGCUGGGCUCUAAAGUAUCAACUAAGAAACCUUUGUCAGUGGUUCCUGGAAGCCCAUGUACCAAACGUGGCUUUGUGUCUCCCUUGAUUAUUAAACGCAAGAAGAGAACACAGCCUAAGGUUUAAUCAAGUCAGUCUUCAAAUGAUUACAAUAUUAUUUCUCAAACCCACAUGCUUCCUACAGAUGAUGAGUUAGGCUGUAAACCUCUGAGUCCUCAGAGAGGUUCUUUACCCACUUUCGAGGCAAGUACGCCUCCAUACUUUCCAGAGUUCGCCCCUGCUCUGCUCAACCAGAUCAGCAGGAACACGCAAGUGAUGAGAAUAGUGAAAGUGAUAAUCAGGAUUUCAACUGCAGAAGGGUGGUUUCAUCUCAAGUCUUCUUACACGAGUCAAGAAGAAUCUGAUGAAGGAAUUGAUGUAUUGUCACCAGAUGUGAUUGUGCCCCCUACAAAAAAAUUUCAACCCAUAAUUCUGACUGUAGAUGAUGUCCCCGAUGCACUCCUGCCAAGGAAGGUUGUUAGUGAUAAUACCAUAAAAAUGUUGGAAAGGUGGUUGAAGUGCCGAGGUUUGCCGUUGAAAGCAAAAGAUAAGGCUGAGCUGGUGGAGAGAGUUGGAUUAAAGAUAGCUGGGGGAAAAAGCCAUAUAUUAGACCUCAAAUUAGACAAGGGAAAGUGGUAUGAAAAAAAGCGUGCUGCCCUAGAAGAAGCUGCGAGAACAGAGGUAAACAGCAGCCAGUCCAUCACUCCCUCCCAACAAAUUGUGGAAUUUCCUCGCAGAGGUUGGAAGCCAUUCCCCAGCGUGGAGAUUCCUUGCAUGUUUAACUAUGGCAAUAUAUAUUUUUAUCUAGUUGAGAGUAUGCCAUGUUUAGACAACAAGGAUGAGGAAGAUGACAGUGGCUGUGAGGAGGGAGGACGCACAGAGGAAGCAGAUCCAUUUGAAAAGGAAAACUUUUACAUAAAUGAGAUACAAAUAAUGAGGAAAGGCCUUGCGCUUCCUCAAGAGCAAGAAUGUUGGACACCUGGAGGACACAAGAGAUGAAAAGUGCUACUAUGUAAGAGGUCAAGUCUUAGCAUCCUUCAAAUUGGAGGUUCAUGAAGUUCAUGUGGCUAUCUCAUCGAGGUUAGGGAAUGUGCAGCUUUGCCAGUGUGAUUGUCUUGUACAUGAUUGUAAACUCAGCUGCAACACAUACCAUGAUUUCUAUUGGAAUUGUUUCUUUUCCACAGAGUGCGAGCUGUGCAGACUCCAGAGGAACUCAGAGAUGUUCACAACCCCAGCUAACUCCCGUGCUGUGGGCCAGCAGCUUAGCGCUCCUGACGUCACGAGGCGGCGGUCCGUACUGCCAACAUCUGCCAAGCAAAAUGCCCUACAACAGGGGGAUAUUCCCUUCUGGAGCGUGCUGCUUUUCGAAUGAAGCACCUAGGAGGGCUGGGUUAAGUCCCGAACCGAAGCUGUUCCGCUCGGUUCGGGGUAGUUCGGGAGUUGAGAUGUUCGACCCGGGC
Messenger RNA from Frankliniella occidentalis (western flower thrips), 1514 nucleotides. RefSeq lists its product as uncharacterized. NCBI's taxonomy places the organism in Eukaryota, Metazoa, Arthropoda, Insecta, Thysanoptera, Thripidae. The record is from RefSeq and is a predicted model, not a curated record.